ACCAACAUUUUUUUUUUAUUCUUCACUCUCGAUAAAAAAAAAAAUCUCAAUAAUUUUUCAGUUGUCAGUCAAACAAAGGACAAAGAAUUCGUUUGCCCUGAUGUAGAAGGAAACGGAAAUUUUGCUGACCCCGCCACUUGUAGGAGAUUUUACCAGUGUGUUGAUGGAUAUCCGUACCUUAACAGAUGUCCAUCCGGAUUAUAUUUCGAUGACAUAAAUAAAUUGUGCACAUUUAAAUCAGAAGCGCGAUGCGGGCCCAUACCAACGACUCCUGCUCCUAUUACGGAAGCUCCGGUUGAUUUAGCAGUUAAAUGCAAUACAUCUGAAUGUUCUCUUCCUUAUUGCUUUUGUUCAAAAGACGGUACCAAAAUACCGGGAGAUCUUGAUCCCGAAGACACACCUCAAAUGAUUAUUUUAACAUUUAAUGGAGCAAUUAAUCAAAAUAAUUAUGAACAAUAUCAAAAGGUAUUUCCUUCGACAAGAAAAAAUCCUAACGGAUGCGAAAUAAGAGGUACUUUUUUCGUUUCUCACGAAUACAGCAAUUACAAUAUGGUUCAACAAUUAUCUCACGAUGGACACGAAAUAGCUACUGAAACAAUUUCAUUGCAAAGAGAUCUUCAGGAUAAGGGAUACGAAGAAUGGGUGGGAGAAAUGAUAGGAAUGAGAGAAAUUCUUCGGCAUUUCGCCAAUAUACCAAAACAAGACAUUGUCGGAAUGAGAGCUCCUUUUUUGAAACCCGGUCGAAAUGCUCAAUAUGAAGUAUUAGAAGAUUUCGGAUAUAUCUACGACAGUUCCAUUUCAAUUCCGCCUUUAAAAGUACCUAUAUGGCCCUAUACUUUGGAUUAUAAAAUACCCCAUGAAUGCAAAUCCGGAACUUGUCCAACCAAAUCUUUUCAAGGGAUAUGGGAAGUUCCAUUGAAUGCUCAUUAUGUUGAAACCUACGAAGGAGGUCAUUGCCCACACCUUGAUCAAUGCGUUCUUCACAAUCACAGCGAAGAUGACGUUUUUGAAUGGCUACAAGAAGAUUUUUUGCGGUAUUACGAGCAAAACAGGGCUCCUUACAUGAUGCCGUUUCACACUAAUUGGUUUCAAAUAAAAGAACUAGAAAAGGGACUGCAAAAGUUUUUAGACUGGACUCAAACUUUACCAGACGUAUGGUUUGUCACUAUUACUCAAGCACUGGUAUGGAUGACCGAUCCAACAGAAACAAAAACUCUCAACAACUACGAUGCUUGGAACUGCCAAAAGCGAGAAAUUUCAACUCCUGCCCCCUGUAAUUUGCCUAACAAUUGUGCUUUGUCGUUUAAACCAGGAGAGAACAACAUAACUACAACUAGGUACCUGGUCACGUGCAGAGAUUGUCCGGCCAAAUAUCCCUGGUUAGGAGAUUCAGAAGGUACUGGCAUCCCUGGUAGGGACAAUUAUACACCCGAAAGUAGGACUUAG
Messenger RNA from Pediculus humanus corporis (human body louse), 1446 nucleotides. RefSeq lists its product as uncharacterized. Gene Ontology annotation, molecular function: chitin binding. Lineage: Eukaryota; Metazoa; Arthropoda; Insecta; Psocodea; Pediculidae. Gene Ontology annotation, cellular component: extracellular region. The record is from RefSeq and is a predicted model, not a curated record. Gene Ontology annotation, biological process: carbohydrate metabolic process. The transcript has 7 exons. The annotation marks the transcript as partial.